Molecule: messenger RNA, 742 nt
Organism: Mus musculus (house mouse)
Lineage: Eukaryota; Metazoa; Chordata; Mammalia; Rodentia; Muridae
Gene: Spink11
Product: serine peptidase inhibitor, Kazal type 11
Exons: 5
Coding region: 79-345 (88 amino acids)
Cellular component (GO): extracellular region
Source: RefSeq, marked validated
AUGUGUAACGAGGUAGAAGAACAAACAGUAAGCACAGAGUGCUGGUACAUCUUCAUUUCUGUUUUCAGAUUUGAUAAAAUGUCCUCAACAUGGAUCAAAUUUCUUUUUAUUCUGACUUUGGUACUUCUUCCUUAUUUUGUUGCAGAGUCUGCUGUUGCAAGUCCAGAGAGUCUUAGAAAAGUGCCAAAUUGUACCUUGUAUAAGAGUGAAUCUGACUGCUCCAGAACGCUGAUCCCAGUUUGUGCAGAUAAUCAAAUGACAUAUUACAAUGCAUGUUACUUCUGCCUAGAACAAUUAGUAUCACCAAUUAAAUAUAAAUACCAUGGUAUUUGUACUAAAGAAUAAUGGUUUCAUGGUGGUUCAUGCAAUCAAGUGGAAUGUUCUCAACUGGUGGCUUAAAUUCCUAAUCAACAAAUGAAUUCGUCUAUGAUUCAUAAUGUGGCGUAGAGAAGAUUAAAGAAUCUUUCCAAUGUGAACCUGAGAUUAAAUAAUAUUGAAUGAGAGUUGAACAAGAAACAUUUUCUCAGGUUGCCAAAUGUUUAGUUAAGAAAUUGAACCUACAGGAAGAAACAUAUAUUCACACUAAAAGAUAAUUUUCCUCUGUUAUAUAUACAUGUUAGGCCUGUUUUAUUUUCAAUGAUUUGAUGGUGAUAUAAAUACCUAUUAAUUUUUGUAUUAUACUACAUAAACUGUGAGUUUUAAUCAUAGAUGUUCUAAUCAAUAAAAUGUUUAAUAAUUUCAA